Molecule: messenger RNA, 1560 nt
Organism: Aspergillus aculeatus ATCC 16872
Lineage: Eukaryota; Fungi; Ascomycota; Eurotiomycetes; Eurotiales; Aspergillaceae
Product: DNA-protein crosslink repair co-factor UBX5
Exons: 2
Coding region: 1-1560 (519 amino acids)
Biological process (GO): proteasome-mediated ubiquitin-dependent protein catabolic process
Cellular component (GO): nucleus
Molecular function (GO): ubiquitin binding
Source: RefSeq, a predicted model, not a curated record
AUGGACGGCGAUGUGGUGUCCCAGUUCACCGAAAUUACCGGCUCCAAGCCGGAGCUGGCAAUCCAGUACUUGCAGCUUGCCGAUUUCAACAUCGAGCAGGCUAUGCAACUUUACUUUGAGAAUGGUGGAGCACCGCUAACCGAAGAGCCUGCGCCAUCGACUUCCGCGCCCCAGCAAGCCUCUCGCGCCAGGGGAUAUGAAGAUGAUUCCGGCGUUGUACACAUCGACUCAGACGACAACGACGACGACACCACGGUGGACGAAUCGCGGCCUUCCGCCCGCGGCGCUCACUUCGAAGAUGAUGCGGCCAUGGCUCGUCGGCUCCAAGAGGAGAUGUACAGAGGGGCGGGUGCUGAAGAAGAGGUGCGCGCACCGAUGGCUCGCACCACAGAAACUUUGGUGGGCCCAGAAGCGGACUUUGACGAUGGCGACAUGCAUGCCAGCAUUCUGGGCCAACUGCGCGCUCGCCAGCAGCGACACAACCGUCCCGGUAUCUUCAAUCAAAGAGAUACGGCGUCGAUAUGGCACGGCGAAGAUGAGGCGUCACAACGUGAGCAACUGGCAGUAGCGACUGGAGGAGCCUCUGAAGCCUCAAGUAAACAGAACAUGCUAGCUGAGAUGUAUCGUCCGCCGUUCGAGAUUAUGUCUCGGCUCCCUUGGGAUUCCGCUCGGCAGGAAGGCCGCGAUACUGAGAAGUGGUUGCUGGUCAACAUCCAGGAUUCUUCAAUUUUCGACUGCCAGGUGCUGAACCGGGACCUAUGGAAAGACCCUGGAGUGCGGGAUACGGUCAAGGAACACUUUGUCUUCCUUCAAUAUUCCAAGGACGACCCACGGGCUACACCCUAUCUCCAGUAUUAUUUUCAAGCAAGCGAAGUAUCGGACAACUACCCUCACAUCGCGAUUGUCGAUCCUCGGACGGGAGAACAGAUGAAGGUCUGGUCUGGUCCUCCAGUUGUGCGGGCCGCCGAAUUCUUGAUGCAACUUCACGAAUUCUUGGACCGGUACAGUCUGAAACACAACGUGCGGAAUCCCGUUGCUAAGCGCAAGCCGGAACAGAAGGAGAAGAGCAUAGAUGCCAUGACUGAGGAAGAAAUGUUGGAGAUGGCGAUGAGGAACAGCCUGGGUGAACAGGCGGCCCAAGCCCCGAAAUUAGAGGAUCCUGAUGAGCUUACCCGCAGUACUGGAGACGUCAAAGGUAAGGGGAAGGCGGUCGAUGUGGAAGACGCCGACAUGGAUGAAGAGGAGCCAGGUGAGCAUAGUGCAUUCGCUGCCAUCUCAAAUGACAACCCCCACACCGAACCACCGGCCGAUCCCGCAACAACGACGCGCAUUCAAUUCCGCCAUCCCUCCGGAAGAGUCAUUCGCCGCUUCGCUCUGGCGGACCCGGUUCGGAGGAUCUACGAGUGGCUCAAAGCCGAACCUCCGUUGGCAGAUAAGCAAGGGGUGGAGUUCGACCUCAAUGCCAUGGGUCGUAAUCUGAUCGACUCGUUGGAUGCAAGCAUCGAAGAAGCCGGUUUGAAGAACGGAACGGUAAUGAUUGGUUAUGUUGAGAAUGAAUGA